Peromyscus eremicus (cactus mouse) is the source of this 1743-nucleotide messenger RNA. RefSeq names its product solute carrier family 5 member 7 (gene Slc5a7). Bases 1 to 1743 code for a protein of 580 amino acids. The transcript is spliced from 8 exons. NCBI's taxonomy places the organism in Eukaryota, Metazoa, Chordata, Mammalia, Rodentia, Cricetidae. Gene Ontology annotation, biological process: synaptic transmission, cholinergic; choline transport; neuromuscular synaptic transmission. The record is from RefSeq and is a predicted model, not a curated record. Gene Ontology annotation, molecular function: choline:sodium symporter activity. Gene Ontology annotation, cellular component: plasma membrane; perikaryon; synapse.
AUGGCUUUCCAUGUAGAAGGACUGGUGGCUAUCAUCCUGUUCUACCUCCUUAUAUUUCUGGUUGGAAUAUGGGCUGCCUGGAAAACCAAAAACAGCGGCAAUGCAGAAGAGCGCAGCGAAGCCAUCAUCGUCGGGGGUCGAGACAUUGGUUUGUUGGUUGGUGGCUUUACCAUGACAGCCACCUGGGUUGGAGGAGGUUACAUCAAUGGGACAGCUGAAGCAGUUUAUGGACCAGGCUGUGGUCUAGCAUGGGCUCAGGCACCCAUUGGAUAUUCUCUGAGUCUGAUUUUAGGCGGUCUGUUCUUUGCAAAACCUAUGCGUUCCAAGGGAUAUGUGACCAUGUUAGACCCAUUUCAGCAGAUCUACGGAAAGCGCAUGGGUGGGCUGCUGUUCAUCCCUGCACUGAUGGGAGAGAUGUUCUGGGCUGCAGCAAUUUUCUCUGCAUUAGGAGCCACCAUCAGCGUGAUCAUUGAUGUGGAUGUGAACGCAUCGGUCAUAGUCUCUGCACUCAUUGCCAUUCUUUACACCCUGGUGGGCGGGCUCUACUCUGUGGCGUAUACUGAUGUUGUGCAACUCUUCUGCAUCUUUAUAGGACUGUGGAUCAGUGUGCCCUUCGCCCUGUCACAUCCUGCAGUCACCGACAUUGGAUUCACUGCUGUACACACCAAAUACCAGAGUCCCUGGCUGGGAACCAUUGAACCAAUUGAAGUCUACACCUGGCUUGAUAAUUUUCUGUUGUUGAUGCUGGGUGGAAUCCCGUGGCAAGCCUACUUCCAGAGGGUUCUCUCUUCAUCCUCAGCCACCUACGCCCAGGUGCUGUCCUUCCUUGCAGCGUUUGGGUGCCUGGUGAUGGCUCUACCUGCCAUAUGCAUAGGAGCCAUUGGAGCCUCCACAGACUGGAACCAGACUGCAUAUGGGUUUCCAGAUCCCAAGACCAAGGAGGAAGGAGACAUGAUUCUCCCGAUCGUGCUGCAGUACCUCUGCCCUGUGUACAUUUCCUUCUUUGGGCUUGGGGCUGUUUCUGCCGCUGUGAUGUCCUCAGCCGACUCUUCCAUCCUGUCUGCGAGUUCCAUGUUUGCUCGCAAUAUCUACCAGCUUUCCUUCAGACAAAAUGCAUCAGACAAAGAAAUUGUGUGGGUCAUGAGGAUCACGGUGUUUGUGUUUGGAGCAUCUGCAACAGCCAUGGCCUUGCUGACGAAGACGGUGUAUGGGCUCUGGUACCUGAGCUCUGACCUCGUCUACAUCAUCAUCUUCCCACAGCUGCUCUGUGUCCUCUUCAUCAAAGGAACCAACACUUACGGGGCUGUUGCAGGUUACAUUUUUGGACUUUUCCUGAGAAUCACUGGAGGGGAGCCAUAUCUGUACUUGCAGCCCCUAAUCUUCUACCCUGGUUAUUACUCUGACAAGAAUGGUAUAUACAAUCAGAGAUUCCCCUUUAAAACGCUCUCCAUGGUUACCUCAUUCUUGACCAACAUUUGCGUUUCUUAUCUAGCCAAAUACCUAUUUGAAAGUGGAACCUUGCCUCCGAAACUAGAUGUAUUCGAUGCCGUCGUCUCGAGGCACAGUGAAGAGAACAUGGACAAGACUAUUCUAGUCAGAAAUGAGAACAUCAAAUUAAAUGAACUUGCGCCUGUGAAGCCUCGACAGAGUCUAACUCUCAGCUCAACUUUCACCAAUAAAGAGGCCCUCCUUGAUGUUGAUUCUAGUCCAGAGGGCUCUGGAACGGAAGAUAACUUACAAUGA